Messenger RNA from Mastomys coucha (southern multimammate mouse), 770 nucleotides. RefSeq names its product homeobox protein ceh-36-like. Gene Ontology annotation, biological process: regulation of transcription by RNA polymerase II. The record is from RefSeq and is a predicted model, not a curated record. Lineage: Eukaryota; Metazoa; Chordata; Mammalia; Rodentia; Muridae. The transcript is spliced from 3 exons. Gene Ontology annotation, molecular function: DNA-binding transcription factor activity, RNA polymerase II-specific; RNA polymerase II transcription regulatory region sequence-specific DNA binding. Bases 123 to 731 code for a protein of 202 amino acids.
UCCGUGUCUAAGUUUAGCCACACCCAGGAGCGAGUUAGGCUUGGAGUGUGGGACAUGCGCAGGAUUUUUGCCCGUGAACUGGGAGGUGUUCCAGAGUAGGCUCCAUCUGCAAAGCUCUAGCAAUGGAGAGCAAAUACUUCUACUUCAACCUGGACUAUUAUGGGGUGAGCUUCUAUGAGGAAGAAAUAAUGACUGAAUCUCAGCAGAGGGCUACCACGGCAGCACCUCGUUGUCGCUUUGGAAGAGGAGUAAGAGUCCUGCAUGAGCUAGGCCAGGACGACCACCUGAGCUUUAAAUACAAGCAAAACUACAGCCAUGAGACAAGGAAGGAAACACAAGCCCAUCCCAUUGAGCCUUCAAAAGUAGCUGGAGCAGCUCCUCGUCGCUCCAACAACAAGCAAAUAAAACACCACAAGUUCACCCACGACCAAGUGUGUGAACUAGAGAAGGCUUUCCAAGAGACCCAGUAUCCUGAUGCGCUCCAAAGAAAAGCACUUGCAGAUCUUAUUCAUGUGGACGAAUGCAAGGUGAAGGCUUGGUUUAAAAAUAAGAGAGCUAAAUACAGGAAAAAACAUAAGGAGUUACUAGUCAGCAAUGCUACAUCUGGUACCUUGAACAACUUUCCUGCUCAGAUGAAUGAAGAUCCCAAGAGUAGAAAUACCUCUGUUCCUGAGGAGCCAAUAGGAUUCAUCGAGUGCCAGCAACAUCUUGGCAGAUCCUGCUGGUCAUAAAGAUAUUGUUUUGUCACAUAGAAUAACAAUAAAGAAGAU